Molecule: messenger RNA, 486 nt
Organism: Nanorana parkeri
Lineage: Eukaryota; Metazoa; Chordata; Amphibia; Anura; Dicroglossidae
Product: poly [ADP-ribose] polymerase 15-like
Exons: 2
Biological process (GO): negative regulation of gene expression
Cellular component (GO): nucleus; cytoplasm
Molecular function (GO): NAD+ poly-ADP-ribosyltransferase activity; transcription corepressor activity
Source: RefSeq, a predicted model, not a curated record
UAUUUGAUUAUUUCCCAGAUUGACAGAAUACAAAACAAACACCUUUGGCUGAACUACCAGAUCCGGAAGAGCAGCAUUGACGACAAGAACGGGAGGAGCGACAACGAGAGAUUGCUUUUCCACGGGACGGACGCCAAGACCAUCGAACACGUGAACAAGAACGGAUUCAACAGAAGCUAUGCCGGAAAGAACGAUGCGAAGAUCGGGAAGGGGACGUACUUUGCUGCUGAAGCAAUUUAUUCCUCGGAUGACACAUACUCCUUACCUGACCCAUCCAGCGGCCAUAAGCACAUGUACCUGGCCCGGGUCCUCACCGGCAUCUUCUGCGUGGGACGUGCCAAUAUGGUUGCCCCUCCACCCAAGGAUCAGACCAACCCCACCGACCUGCACGACAGCGUAGCAGACAGCACCGCAAAUCCCACAGUGUUUGCCAUAUUUAGUGACAUCCAGGCCUAUCCCGAGUACCUCAUCACCUUCACCUACUGA